Molecule: messenger RNA, 1716 nt
Organism: Exophiala viscosa
Lineage: Eukaryota; Fungi; Ascomycota; Eurotiomycetes; Chaetothyriales; Herpotrichiellaceae
Product: phthalate transporter
Exons: 2
Coding region: 1-1716 (571 amino acids)
Biological process (GO): transmembrane transport
Cellular component (GO): membrane
Molecular function (GO): sulfate transmembrane transporter activity
Source: RefSeq, a predicted model, not a curated record
AUGGACAAUAAAACAGUCCUCGAGUCUUUCCCCUCCAGCCUGGAAGGCGGAAACUCCGGCCUCCGCAAUCGACGUCAACCCAAGAAAUGGUGGCAAUUCGGAGGUAGAGACGUCAGCUACGUUUCUGUCGACGAUGGGAUCGUUGACCAGAAGUCCUCCGAGACCUCCUCCCUCAGUGACACCGGCAAGAACGUGAACAACGUCUUCGUGAGCCCGGAAGCGCUCGAGAUCUACAAGCCUGUCGAGGGAUUUGAAGGUACCCAUCGCUUCAAUCCCACAGCGACAUGGACACCUCAGGAGGAGAAGACCUUGGUUAGACCUUGUGUCAUGUUCUUUGCCCUACAACUUGACCGUGGCAAUAUCACUCAAGCGUUGUCGGACAACAUGCUUGUUGAUUUGGGUAUGGUGACCAACGACUACAACAACGGCAUGACCGUGUUCUACUGCGCAUUCUUGCUUGCCGAGCUUCCCUCGCAACUCAUCAGCAAGAGGCUUGGACCAGACAUUUGGAUUCCUAUACAGAUGGUGUCAUGGUCGAUUGUUGCUGCUUCCCAAGCUGCUUUGUCGGGCAAGACCAGCUGGUACAUCUGUCGUGCUCUACUCGGUCUGAUAGAAGGUGGAUUCAUUCCCGAUACGAUCCUCUACCUCUCCUACUUUUACAAGAAUGCUGAGCUGCCAAAGCGCCUCAGCUGGUUCUGGACAUCCUAUCAAUCGACACAGAUCAUCGGAGCCUUCCUUGCAUACGGCAUCUUGCACCUUCGAGGUCGUGGUGGUUUGGGAGCAGGCUGGCGAUAUUUAUUUGUGAUUGAAGGGUGCAUCACCGGCCUCAUUGGAAUCUUCACAUGGCUUUACCUGCCAGCCUCACCCACCCAGACAGCUCGCCACGGCUUCAAGGGUCUCCUGCGCCCCAAGAAUGGGUGGUUUACCGAGCGAGAAGAGGUCAUCAUGGUUACGAGAGUCCUUCGUGAUGAUCCCAACAAGGCUACGAUGCAUAAUCGCCAAGGUCUCAGCUUCAAAUUUCUCUGGGAAGCUCUCACUGACUAUGAUAUGUGGCCGAUCUACAUCCUCGGCUUGUCAUGGACGAUCCCAACCACACCACCACAAGCCUAUAUCACUCUUACGUGCAAGGCUCUCGGGUUCGAUACCUUCCAAACUAACCUGCUCACCAUUCCUGCUUAUGUCCUGUUCAUCCUGCAACUACUAUUCUGGACCUGGGCGUCCGAAAAGAUGAACCAGCGCCUCAUAGUCGGCCUUAUCGCUCAGAUCUGGGCCCUACCUCUACUAGUCGCCCUGGUCGCUUUGCCACCGCACUUUAACAACUCCAACUGGGCCAAGUGGACUCUCUCCACGCUGCUUGUUGGGUACCCAUAUGCUCAUGCCAUCCUCGUGGCCAUGACAUCUCGCAAUGCAGGGUCAGUGCGCACCAGGACGGUCGGGUCGUCACUGUACAACAUGGCCGUGCAGGCGUCAAACGUGUUUUCCUCUCAGGUGUACCGUACUGACGACAAACCCUACUACUACAGGGGCAACAAGGCUCUGUUGGGUGUCGUGGCAUGGAACAUCAUUGCCUUCUGCAUCUCCAAGUGGUACUAUGUCCGCAAGAACAAUCAACGUGACAGGAUCUGGAACGCCAUGACCAGAGAAGAACGAGUGCAGUACUUGGCUACCACUGAGGACAAGGGCAACAAAAGGUUGGACUUCAGAUUUGCAUCAUAG